Hyposmocoma kahamanoa is the source of this 3542-nucleotide messenger RNA. RefSeq lists its product as uncharacterized. Gene Ontology annotation, cellular component: membrane. Gene Ontology annotation, biological process: cell adhesion; tissue regeneration. NCBI's taxonomy places the organism in Eukaryota, Metazoa, Arthropoda, Insecta, Lepidoptera, Cosmopterigidae. Bases 2 to 928 code for a protein of 308 amino acids. The record is from RefSeq and is a predicted model, not a curated record. The transcript has 9 exons.
AAUGUCUAAAGAUUCGAAUAAUAAACCUAAAGAUUUGAAUGACGUUGAGAUGCUGAUUGCUCCAAGUUCACCGAAGAAUCAACCUGAUAUCCAUUUGGUUACUAAUGAGAGGAGACAGGGAAGGGAGAAACACCCAAACCACCCAAACACCAAUAGUGAGAGCGAUGUAGAGACGGUGGCUACACAGCCACUUCUUGAACCUGAUAAAAAGAAACAAAAACCACCGUUGGCAGGCCCUGAAGUAGACGACCUUGAUGAUGAUCCUGUAGAUAAUACUCCGUUUCCUGGUAUAGACGAUGGCCUGCUCGAGCCAGAAAGCAAGAAACCCGAUAAACCUGAAGACCAUGAUGACGAAGAUCCCGGGCAGAAACCAACAGAGAAUGGUCACCCGACGGGGGACGAGCACACAAACGAGGGUAAUUGGUGGCACAAAGACGGUGUGGACGAGGCUGAUUAUCCCUACGCAUCCCGAUUGUCCGUGAUCUCUAAUCAUGAUGGCAUCAACGGGUUUGGAGGGCCGUUUGACGACAGACCUGGUUCUCCCAUGUAUCCUGGAACAUCAAUUCCCGACGUUAACACGUAUCAACAAAAGAAGAACUUGGCGCAAGGCAUGAUGGACCUCGCACUGCUCUCAGCCAAUGCCAACCAACUCAGAUACGUCCUCGAGUCUUCGGAAAGACACCCUUAUUACUACCCUAGUCUUGUCUUUAUUUCGUUUAGUAUUUUGCUACAGAUCGGAGUGGGCGUGGGUCUAAUAAUGAACAGCAGAUAUAACGUUAAAGACGAAAAGGACAUUUGCAAAGCCGACAAGAUCAACAACAUGACUGUUUUGGGCGUUUUUCUUAUCACCAUUGUCAAUGUGUUCAUUACUUCUUUUAGCGUCGCCACACCGAAUACGGUCGCUACAGCUGGACAGCAGAGCGGAUAGUUUGUUUAGAGCGAUGCCACACGAUACGUGAAACCUUGCGCCACCGCAAGCAAUUAGUACGUUGAAAUCAUAUGCAGUCAAUCUGUUAGCAGCCAUAGCGUUGCAGCGCCCGUGAAUCUUCGCUCUUAGAGAGUGUAUCUAGUCCGUCAUAUUCCUGACCGUUUGUCCUGGUAUUAAGUUUUAACCUGCCAAAGCCCUGAGUAUAUUAAGACAUACCUAACAAAUAUUAUUCCUAUGAUCACGUAAACGCCCAGUUAUAACAAAAGUAUCGCAUUCGAAUUUAGGUACAUUUUAUGUGACCAUAGGGAGUUUGGAAAAAUACAUUUCUCAUCAAAACUCAGGGCAUACUUGCUUGAAUCUGUAAUUAUAUUUAUUACAUUUCGAUGAACUCUUUGGCGUUUAGCGCUUUUCUCACUGUAGUUUGCUGGUUCUUAGGAGGUUAAAACAGUCUAACCUCAGAACUUAAUAUACACUAGAGGGUAAAGUAAACGACAUCGAACGAGUUUCAGCAUACUUUACCUCAUGAAUUUGUCAUUCAUAUCAUUAUUUCCUUCGGUAGAAUCAUAUUUGGCCCAACUACUCAACGUCAAAAUGCUAAAGGUAACGUGUACUGCCAAAUAAAGUAUUGGGAAAUUUGUUACUUUCAACAUACAACGCGUUAUGGAUAUAACGGACACGGCUACAUUUUCGUACUUAUCAAACACUUAAUGGAAUUUCGAUGAACCUCAUGAGACUGAUCACAAAUAGCAAUGAACACUAAGAACGCUUAUUACUUAUAAGGGUUGGACCCCCACUCAUCAGCACGCUUCAGCACCACGUCCACAAUAAAUGCUUGUUUUAUAAUUUUCAUCAGCGCCUAUCAAGCUGAAGCAAGCAAGUGGGGCUCAACCUUAAAAAGGCAUUUUCUUUAAGAAACGCAAUACGCUUGCUCAACAUGUAAAGAUAAAAUUGUUGUUGACUUGAUCUUCCACUUGUCAGCAGAUGAUCCCCUUUACAUUUUGUAUUUAUUUUGUAUGUCUUGUACUAUGUUGUUUAUUUGAAGUUUUAAGAUUUAAGAGUUUCUCUAGUAAGAGUGAUUUACGUAAAUCGCCAAAAGUUGUGUAUUUUUCCAUCGUGCAAGUUAAACUUAUAACAUCGCAUUCUCUGACUUAACUCUGAGUGUAAAAUUUAUGGGAAACGAAUGUGUACGUAAUAAAAUUAUCGUCUUUCAUAUCAAAUGGAAUUUUGACACCAGGCUAACAGAAUGUGCAGGCAAUAGUGGGCUUUACACAGACGCUCUAUCGCACGUGAUACAGCAAUCUUGCGUGAUUGAGCGCGCGUGUAAAGACAUUGCAAGUAAAAGGGAAAGACUGCGCGAUUACGCUCAUCAGUCGCGCACUGCCACACGCGCCAGUUUCUCGCGGUCUAUCCUGCGCGAUUAACCUUUACACAGACGCUCUUUCUGUUGUAACAAAAACGCACACGACCAAUCGCUCGUGAAAGAACGUUAGCUUAAAAAAAUUCAAACAGGUAACGCACAGGUUCGUGCACUACUGCGCGUGCAGGCUUUCCAGAUAGAGGCACGCGCGAUAGUGACUGUGUAAAAUGCGCUAUUGCUGCCCUCUUUAUCAUAACUAACGUAAUCAACAUUUUUAGCGAAAUUGAGUUAUUAACAUAACUAGGACAGGUGAAAGGAGUUCUACAACCCCCUCUAAGCGGUUUUUAUAUAUCUUAUUUAGUUUCAGCAUAGAUCUAUAACAUAUCUAUAACUUCCUUUUCCUCCUUGUAAUAAUAUUAUUUCUCAACUUUGACAAAUAUAAGUGUCAAUAGAUGGCAUUGUGUGUUAACGCUUUCAAAUACGGUUAGAUGGCGCUAAUACUAAACGAAAUAAUAAAAAUACUCAACAUAAAAAUCUGUGCAAUAAGCGCCAUCUAUAUAGUUGAUUUGUUUGUUAUCAUUAAGGUGUCUACAGACCGAAUCCGCUUGGCCGCGUUUUAGUUAGUGAACGGCAGAAUAGGUAAGUGAACUAUUGAUUUUAUGGUAUCUUAAAUUGAUUUCAAAUUUUUAAAUAUGCCUGAAUGCAAAUAUCAGUAGGUACCUACUAGCUUUGAAGUUUUUUCCUUUCUUUGACAAAAUACCUACUAUUUAUUUUCAGUCUUUUGCCGGUCCUAAGCCCAUGAAAUUAAGAAAGAAAAAUUGCAUUUCCAUUUAAAACAUGUAUAAAUAAAAAAUUUUGAUAAGAAAUUUAGAAUAACAUUUUGAUACUAUAUAUUAUAAAAACGUCGAUCGGACGGUCCCCACAGCUAUAUACAAAGGUUAUUUGAUCUUUUGUCACUUAACCGAAUUUUAGUUAGUGAACGGCAGAUAUCUCAAUAGUUAUCUAAAUGCAAAUAUAGUUAUGACAAGAAGGAAGCAUGGCUGAUGCCACGUACAUUAAUUUUUUUAAAGAUCAGUUUGGUUGUAUUCUCAUUACUUUAUUAUUGAUGGUGCAUAAUUAGCAUUAAGAGGAAAAUCGAGUGCAAUGUUCUUUUAAGUCACAAUAUUGUACGUUAAAGAGGAAAAUACGCACGACUCAUAAUAACCGCGCAUUUAAUUAGAUUUAAGUUAUCGGUGCUUAAUAAAUGAAUCUGUAAAA